This is a messenger RNA of Colletotrichum spaethianum, 1752 nucleotides long. Its product is annotated as carboxypeptidase S. Gene Ontology annotation, molecular function: metallocarboxypeptidase activity. The coding region runs from base 1 to 1752 and encodes 583 amino acids. Lineage: Eukaryota; Fungi; Ascomycota; Sordariomycetes; Glomerellales; Glomerellaceae. The record is from RefSeq and is a predicted model, not a curated record. The transcript has a single exon. Gene Ontology annotation, cellular component: fungal-type vacuole lumen.
AUGUCCGAGAAAUUGCCCCUCGCCCACCCGGCGCCGGCGCACGCUCCUCCUGCCCCGCGCCGCGCACGUCGGGCCGCGUGGUGGUCACUCAUCCCCGCCGCCCUCGUCUUGGCAUACUUCCAUGCGCCGUCCUCCUUCGGCCUCGGCCUCGGUCACGGGCAUCAUCGCCAGGGCUCUUCUCCUUCGGCGGCCGGCGGGGGUUGUCACCAGGUCGACCCUCUCUUCCCGACCCUGAACUCGACCGGCCUCUCGCAGCUGGAGUCGUACCUCGACAGCCCCAAGUUCCGCAAUGAGACCGUCGCCCGCCUCGCCGGCGCCAUUCAGAUCCCCACCGAGUCCUUUGACAACUACGGCGCCGUCGGAGCCGACGACCGCUGGGACAAGCUCUUCGCCUUCUCGGCCUACCUCGCAAAGACCUUCCCCAAGGUCCACGCCGCCCUCAAGCUCGAGCGCGUCAACACCCACGGCCUCCUCUACACUUGGCAGGGGUCCGACGCCGACUUGAAGCCCACCGUGCUCAUGGCCCACCAGGACACCGUCCCCGUCGCGCCCACCACCAUCGAUAGCUGGACGCACCCGCCCUUCAGUGGCACCUACGAUGGCACCUACGUCUGGGGCCGCGGCGCCAUGGACUGCAAGAACUCCCUCAUCGGCAUCCUCGAGUCCGUCGAGCUGCUCCUCGACGCCGGCUUCGCCCCCAAGCGCACCCUCGUGCUGUCCUUUGGCUUCGACGAGGAGAUCUCGGGCGAGCGCGGCGCCGGCCACCUCGCCUCCUUCCUGCUGGACCGCUACGGCAAGGACGGCGCCGCUGUCAUCGUCGACGAGGGCGCCGGCUUCGACACCCAGUGGGGCAAGAAUUUUGCCAUCCCCGGCACCGCCGAAAAGGGCUACAUCGACGUCGAGAUCGUCGUCCGCACUCCCGGCGGCCACAGCUCCAUCCCGCCGCCCCACACGGGCAUCGGCAUCCUGGCGGAGCUCGUCACGCUCAUCGAGGCGAACCCUUACAGCCCCGAGCUGAUCCCCGGCAACCCCUACCUUGAGAAGCUGCAGUGCGGCGCCGCCUACGCCCCAGAGUUCCCCGACAAUCUUCGUGACCUCCUGCCCGCCGCCGACGCCAAGCAGGUGUGCAAGAAGAAGACGGACCGCCUGGCCGAGGAGGCCGCCAAGGCCGGACCCCAGAUCAAGUACCUCUUCACGACCUCGGUGGCCACCGACAUCAUCGAGGGCGGCGUCAAGAUCAACGCGCUGCCCGAGCGCGUCCGCGUCGUCGUGAAUCACCGCGUCAACGUCGGGGACAAGACGGCGAGCGUCAAGCAGAGGCUCGCCGACAUUGUGCGCCCCGUCGCCGAAAAGUACAACCUCACCCUGCACGCCUUCGAGGAGGGCGGCCAGACCGAGACGCCCUCGAGCAUCACGCUCACGGGCAACGACAAGCUGCUGGAGCCCGCGCCCGUGACGCCCACCGAGGUCGACGGCGUCACGCCGUACAGCGUCCUCUCCGGCACCACGCGCGCUCUGUACGGCGAGUCCCUCAUCGUCUCGCCGGGCCUCAUGACAGGCAACACUGACACGCGCUACUACUGGGACCUGACCAAGCACAUCUUCCGCUUCUCGCCGGGCUACGACGCCGAGAGCGACGAGUGGGCGGGCAUUCACACCGUCGACGAGAAGACGAGCGUCAAGGGCCACAUCAACCUCGUCAAGUGGUACACCAUCUUUGUGAGGAACGUUGACGAGGCCGAGUUUGCUUGA